AUGGCAUCAUCCAAAGAGCUCCCACCUUCCACAGUUCCAUUCUUCCCAAGACAAUUCAUCAAGAACCAGUUCUGCUCCACACCCAAAUACCUCGAUCCUAGCACAGACCUCUCUGGUAAAGUGUCGAUCGUCACUGGUUCCAAUACCGGUCUGGGAUUCGAAUGCUCUGACCAGCUUUUGUCUUUCAAGCUCUCCCAUCUGAUUAUAGCCGUUCGCUCCUCAACAAAGGGUGAAGAUGCAGCAGCUAAACUACGCAAAAAAUACCCAGGCGCUACCAUUGACGUCUGGGUCUUGGACAUGAGCUCCUACGAAUCGAUUCAAGCUUUCGUGGAACGCGCCGAAAAGGAACUGACUCGUCUCGAUAUCGCCAUCCUGAAUGCCGGUGUAGCGGGUAUGAAAUUCCAAAUAGUCCCAAGUACCGGUCACGAACAGGUCUUUCAAGUGAACUAUCUAUCGACAAUACUCCUGGCCAUUCUCUUACUUCCCAUUUUGAAAAGAAAAUCACCUGUUGGAGAACCUGGACGAUUAACGAUCGUCACUUCCAUGCUCUCAAUGACCGUCAAAUUUCCCAACAAGAAAGAAGUCCCACUCAUUUCAUCAUUCGAUGAUGAGAAAUUCUUUGAUCCAGUUGAUAUCUACCCAACCUCAAAGCUUCUUGGACAGUUAUUUGCAUGGAAGCUUACAGACCAUGUCUCCGCGGACUAUGUUGUGGUAAAUCUUGUUGAGCCGGGAUUUAUCAAGGGCACUGAACUCCAGCGGGAGGCACCACUCCCUGUUAAAGUGGCACUGAAUAUAUUCAAGGCAGUUUCGGCGCGGAAUGUCAAUCUUGGUGCAUCGACAUAUCUGGAUGCCGUGAUUGGAAAAGGGAAAGAGUCACAUGGUUCGAUCUUGAUGAAUUGGGAGAUUUUUCCAUAUACUGAGUUCCAAUGCUCAGAGGAGGGUAAAGAGAUGAUGGACAGACUGUGGACAGAGACUUUGGAAGAGUUGAACUUCAUUGAUGUCAACAGCAUCCUGAAGUCUUUAUCAGAAUAG
Penicillium malachiteum is the source of this 1032-nucleotide messenger RNA. RefSeq lists its product as uncharacterized. The record is from RefSeq and is a predicted model, not a curated record. The transcript is spliced from 2 exons. Lineage: Eukaryota; Fungi; Ascomycota; Eurotiomycetes; Eurotiales; Aspergillaceae. The coding region runs from base 1 to 1032 and encodes 343 amino acids.